This is a messenger RNA of Cladocopium goreaui, 591 nucleotides long. Lineage: Eukaryota; Dinophyceae; Suessiales; Symbiodiniaceae. The record is from the annotation of a GenBank genome assembly.
GCAUGCAGCCGCGCCGUGCCCUGACGCCACAUGCCGAUGCGCCCUCCGGCCCGUCCGCGCAAGCCUCGCAAGGGCGAGCUGUGCCUCAAAGAGGGGCCAGCCGGCCAGCCAGCGGCUGCGCGCGUUCGAAUGGACGAGCGGAUCGCCCAAAGAAGCAGCUGGGGACGAGGCCACCAGCCAGUCCACAAGUUGGCAGCCCUUUGCGGCAAGCAUUCUUCAAGGGCAAGCGGAACAUCGUCGAGGAAGCCACACCUAUUGCGAAGAGGCGCCGCCAUGCUGUGGAGACCCUCCAGCAUUGCUUUGGCGCAGAUUUGGUGCUGCCCCCUGAGACACCGCUAGAGGAGCUGGAACGCCUGGUGGAAGACACGCAGAUGGAGCAGGUGUCGCAGUGCACGACGGUUCCGGGAAGCAGUCUAUUUCGAUGCUUAAGUUUGGAUUAGGAUGGCAGCGAGCACAUCCAUUGACGAGCGAAGCUGAAUCGUGAUUCGAGGAGCAAAGGAGCCUCCCCCUGCUAGCUGCAGAAUUUCACGUGGGAUAUAUAUACACAAAGAUUUGAUGAUUUUGAUGUGGCGGAAGUAUCCAGAAGUAUCG